Molecule: messenger RNA, 8144 nt
Organism: Sciurus carolinensis (gray squirrel)
Lineage: Eukaryota; Metazoa; Chordata; Mammalia; Rodentia; Sciuridae
Gene: Dusp16
Product: dual specificity phosphatase 16
Exons: 7
Coding region: 1100-3088 (662 amino acids)
Biological process (GO): negative regulation of MAPK cascade; protein dephosphorylation
Cellular component (GO): cytoplasm; nucleus
Molecular function (GO): protein tyrosine/threonine phosphatase activity; MAP kinase tyrosine/serine/threonine phosphatase activity
Source: RefSeq, a predicted model, not a curated record
CUCUGGAAGGGAACGUGACCCAACCCCUCCCGGAGCUGCCGAAACGCGGCGCCCAGCCGCGCUGCGGGCUCGGGCGACCGCGGGAUGGGCGGGCGGACGGGCGCGCGGCCCCGCCCGGCGCCCACCGCCCUGCCCUCGCCUGUCUCCUCCUUUCCCCGGGGCUCCGCUGAGUUCAUUCACUGGGAUUGGUUUCAAGUGACGCCAUCUCUUUAUUUUUAAACCAAUGACCUCAUCCGCGCUUGAAGUUUCCUGACCAGCGACUCUUUCUCUUUUCCCCCACCCCCCACCCCACCCCCCCGCCUUUCCCCCUCUUUCUGUGUAUCACUGUUUGGGGGGCUUUAAUCAAAUUUUAACGAUUAUUCUCACCUCUCCCUCCCCCCUCCGCUUUCCCCACGCGGCCCCUACCUUUACCUCCCCAAGUUCUUCACCCUUUUCGAGACAUUUGUUUUUGGAAGUCUUGAUUUGGGGGGGUGGGUGGAAGAGAAAGAGUGAAGAAAAGUUGCAAACGUCUCCUCUUCCUAAGCCUCCCGCCCCCGCCUACCCCUUGAGAAGGAGAAGAUAAUAUAGUGAAAAGAAGAGGAGGAGGCGAGAGCGACCGGACGGGACGCGAGCGCAGCCGCCCUCCCGGCUCCGCGGCGGCCCCUCGCUAGCCCGGGAGCCGAGGGCCCAGAGAGGAGACGCCGUGACAACUUUCGAUUCCCUCAGAGGGAGUCGGGGGGUCGGUGGCCCCAGAAGCUGUCAGUCCAGUGUAAAGCUGUUGGAGUGAGGGAGCAAAGGUAAAGAAUGAUGUAAUGCACUGGCUGCCCCAAAGCAUCUUUUGUUGUGGAAUGGUUAUUCCAGUCAUCUCUCUAUGAAUCAAAUGUGAGGGACUGCUUUGUGGAAGGAGUCCUUUGCAAGAGCACAUCAACGGGAAAGAGAAAGAGACAUUCAGUUGGAGGGCUCUUGCUGAAAAUGGGUUUAACUCUCCUUUUGCCAGUCACCACCAGCCUGACCUCAUACAUUUUUAGUACAAUGGAGUGGCUGAGCCUUUGAGCACACCACCAUUACAUCAUCGUGGCAAAUUAAAGAAGGAGGUGGAAAAAGAGGACUUAUUGUUGUCAUGGCCCAUGAGAUGAUUGGAACUCAAAUUGUUACUGAGAGGUUAGUGGCUCUGCUGGAAAGUGGAACGGAAAAAGUGCUGCUAAUUGAUAGCCGGCCAUUUGUGGAAUACAAUACAUCCCACAUUUUGGAAGCCAUUAAUAUCAACUGCUCCAAGCUUAUGAAGCGAAGGUUGCAGCAGGAUAAAGUGUUAAUUACAGAACUUAUCCAGCAUUCAGCAAAACAUAAGGUUGACAUUGAUUGCAGUCAGAAGGUGGUAGUUUAUGAUCAGAGUUCCCAAGAUGUUGCUUCUCUAUCAUCAGACUGCUUUCUCACUGUACUUCUGGGUAAACUGGAGAAGAGCUUCACCUCUGUUCACCUACUUGCAGGUGGGUUUGCUGAGUUCUCUCGUUGUUUCCCUGGCCUCUGUGAAGGAAAAUCCACUCUAGUCCCUACCUGCAUUUCUCAGCCUUGCUUGCCUGUUGCCAACAUUGGGCCAACCCGAAUUCUUCCCAAUCUUUAUCUUGGCUGCCAGCGAGAUGUCCUCAACAAGGAGCUGAUGCAACAGAACGGAAUAGGUUAUGUGUUAAAUGCCAGCAAUACUUGUCCAAAGCCUGACUUUAUCCCCGAAUCUCAUUUCCUGCGAGUGCCUGUCAAUGAUAGCUUCUGUGAGAAAAUUUUGCCAUGGUUGGACAAAUCAGUGGAUUUCAUUGAGAAAGCAAAAGCCUCCAACGGAUGUGUCCUAGUGCACUGUUUAGCAGGGAUCUCUCGCUCUGCCACCAUUGCUAUCGCCUACAUCAUGAAGAGGAUGGAUAUGUCUUUAGAUGAGGCUUACAGAUUUGUGAAAGAAAAAAGACCUACUAUAUCUCCAAACUUCAAUUUUCUGGGCCAACUCCUCGACUAUGAAAAGAAAAUUAAGAACCAGACUGGAGCAUCAGGACCAAAGAGCAAACUCAAGCUGCUGCACCUGGAAAAGCCAAAUGAACCUGUCCCUGCAGUCUCAGAGGGUGGACAGAAAAGCGAGACGUCCCUCAGUCCACCCUGCGCUGACUGUGCUACCUCAGAGGCAGCAGGGCAAAGGCCUGUGCAUCCUGCCAGUGUGCCCAGCAUACAGCCAUCACUGUUAGAGGACAGUCCACUGGUACAGGCACUCAAUGGGCUCCACCUGUCCUCUGACAAGCUGGAAGACAGCAAUAAGCUCAAGCGUUCCUUCUCUCUGGAUAUCAAAUCAGUUUCAUAUUCAGCCAGCAUGGCAGCAUCCUUACAUGGUUUCUCCUCAUCAGAAGAUGCUUUGGAAUACUACAAACCUUCAGCUGCUCUGGAUGGGACCAACAAACUAUGCCAGUUCUCCCCAGUUCAGGAAGUGUCAGAGCAGACUCCAGAAACCAGCCCAGAUAAGGAGGAAGCCCACAUCCCUAAGAAACCCCAGACCACCAGGCCUUCAGAGAGCCAGAGCAAGCGACUGCACUCAGUAAGAACCAGCAACAGUGGCACCCAAAGGUCCUUCUUAUCUCCACUGCAUCGAAGUGGAAGUGUGGAGGACAAUUACCAUACCAACUUCCUCUUUGGCCUUUCUACCAGCCAGCAACACCUCACCAAGUCUGCUGCUGGGCUGGGCCUAAAGGGCUGGCACUCAGAUAUCUUGGCUCCCCAGACCUCUACCCCAUCCUUGACCAAUAGUUGGUAUUUUGCCACAGAGUCCUCUCACUUUUACUCUGCUUCAGCCAUCUAUGGAGGCAAUGCCAGUUACUCUGCCUACAGCUGUAGCCAGCUGCCCACGUGCAGCGACCAAGUCUAUUCUGUGCGCAGGCGGCAGAAGCCAAGUGACAGAGCUGACUCACGGCGGAGCUGGCAUGAAGAGAGCCCCUUUGAAAAGCAGUUUAAACGUAGGAGCUGCCAAAUGGAAUUUGGAGAGAGCAUCAUGUCAGAGAACAGGUCACGGGAAGAGCUGGGGAAAGUGGGCAGUCAGUCUAGCUUUUCAGGCAGCAUGGAAAUCAUUGAGGUCUCCUGAGAAGAAAGACACUUGUGACUUCUAUUGACAGUUUUUUUUUUUCCACAAAAAAUAUUCCCUGUAAAUCUGAAAUAUAUAUAUAUAUGUACAUACAUAUAUAUUUUGGAAAAUGGAGCUAUGAUGUAAAAGCAAGAGGUGGAUUAACACAGUUGUUCUCUUAGCAUCUACAUUUGAGAGAUCGGCUAAUAACUCUCUCAAGAAAAGUGGAAGGGCAGAUGUUAGAAUCCCCCCUAACCGGAGGAACCAACUUGUAUUCCGUGAAUUGUACAUCUUAUUGCUCCUACAGUAGCAACUUUUAUUUGGUGUCAGAGGACAAAAUCCCGUACCAUUUUCGUGUUAUGCUACAAUGAGAUCUCAAAUACUUGUCUUUGUCUAGUCCCUUCCAUAGUGCACCUUAGUGCUGAGACUGAGCCAAGCUGGUGGGUCGGGUGGGUAGACCCUCUUAGGGACAGAACCUAAUGGUAAAUCCAAGAGAAAUGAUCCUAUCCAAAACUGACUCACAAAUCCAAGCUCACCUGACAGCUGAGUGACACAAGCAUCAUUCUGCUGCACGGACCAUUAGGGGCCUCGCCCAGAUCUACUUUAGAACAAACCCAGUACCUCAGACAGGACAGUCGGGGCUUUCACCACUACCAUGUCUGGGAGCCCGUUUUCUAGGCAUUGUGAAUAGGUUGGUAGCUAGUCACACUUUUCAGACCAAUUUAAACUGUCUAUGCACAAAAUUCCAAUUGGGCCUGGAUGGACUAGUUUGUUUUCUUCCUUUUCUCAGCUUUAUUAAGAAAGAGAAGAGAAACCAUCUAGCAUUCAACUUAGCCACGAGUUUGGCAGCCUAAUGAUUUAAGCCAAGAUUGGGAGGCUAAACAAGUCUACCUCCCUCUUAAGAAUCAAAGAGUUAUUUAAAAUGGGAUUGUUAAUCCUUUAAUUGAAAUUAGCUUGGUUUAAAAUCAAAUGUGAAUUAUCUGGGUUCAUAGCAGAGCGUCAGCACCUUCGAGUUCUCAGCCAAAGUGGAUUUUUCCAUUUCUGUUUCAAUGCAUGGAUCCAGUUUGUAAAAAUGUAACAACAGGCAGAAUUUUGUAGGAAAGCACCUAGAGAGGAAAACUACAGAAUUAAGAAGGUUAAAAAAAAAAUGCUGAGGAGAAGCAGGAAACUUAUCUCCUUGAUGGCAUAUCUCCCCUUGGCAUGUGGUGGUGAUGGUAUUUCUAUAAUUUCAUACUUUCAAAUGUACUAAUAGGACUGAGAGAAGCUUUAGGAAGCAAGGAAUACUCAGAGUAAAACAGUUUAGGAAGGCAAAGAGAAGGUUGUUGAAUUUUCCAUUGUGAAUAGAGGGGAGAGCCACAGCCAAGCUAUUUUCAAAAACUAUCCCUGGCAUGUUUUUAGUUAAAGGGGCCUGUCAAGAUGGAAUAAGAUCAAGGUGGUUUCUCAGUCCUUGACCUACAAUCACUGUAUGGAAUCAAUCCUGGCAGCUGAAAAUAGAAGGUAAUUAGAACAAGUACACAAGUGAUAGUACGUAUCUGCUUUUAAAUUUCUUGGCUUACGUUUUAUCAACUACAGUAUGGUCCUUUUUCGAAGCCUUAAUUCAUGUCAGCAGCUUUUGGGGGUGUGGGGUGGGAGUGGGACAGAUGUUAUUCUUUCCUUUACUGUAAGUAUAGCUAGUUGCUGACUUAUAUCUCAGGUUUUUCUAUGUUUGAGAAAUGGAUAGUCCUUGGACUAGGAUGUGAUUUGUUUCCUAUGGUGACUGCUAAAACCAGCAUAGAAUAACAUGAUUCAGAACUGACUGGCUUGAUCAUGGGGAUUAUGAACUUCACAGACAUACUGGUAAUGUACAAAUAAUGUGCUAUGAUGUAGUAUAAAAGGGACACAGCAUGAACUGCAUAGGGAGCACGUUAUUACUGUACUGAAAAAUUUCUGUGAAAUGAUCCAAGUUACUUUUUAUAUAUACAUUUGUUUAUGUAAUCAGACAUUCUCAAGGUUUCACACAGUAAUUUUUGAUGUGUUAUGUAUACACACACCAAAUGUUUAACAGCUCACCACUUCCAGAAUCUGGUGACAUCUGUCAAACAGUUUUAAGAAAUGAAAGCUAUAGCUCCAUUGUUAAGUAAAUUUCAGGAGGCUUGGGGGACUUAGGUUCAGUUCAAUAGGAUCUUUGGGCAAAAAUUUGCCUUGUGUCAUUUAGAGUGUCUCUUGGCUAUGGUCCCCACUCCUUCCUGUAACUGUGAUGUACUCAUAUACUACAACUAUUAGUCCUUGAUCAGUAAUGUCCAAUAAUCAGUUCUUGGAAUCAAGACUACCAUGUCAAAGGGGCAACCUCCAAGGCAAGGCCUGGAGGUGCUUGGGUCUGUGGGUGGUGUGGGGGCUGGUUCUCUUCAGCAUGGAAUCACAGGGGAACCCCUGGAGUCUACUAGGAUGAUACAGAAUGGUGAUUUAAAGAGUUAAAAUAGGCUUCUGUGUGAGAAAUGCUGGAAAUUAAUUUAGGACAUUUGUAAAGUUAGGUGGAAAGACUGUAUAAAUGUUUAAUAUGAAUAUAGUGUUCUUUUGGAGUAAGGCAAGCUGUUGAAUGGUUAAAUUGUGCAUUUCUCAUUUUGAUGUGUCAUGUAUGUUAAUAUGAAAUAAAAUCAAAACUGGUACCUGUUUAUACAUAAAUAUGAGCAGCUAUAAACUUGAUGGGAAUAGCAUCGUCCAGAUUGUCAAAGGAAAGAGUGGUGGAACCUGCCCUGCUAUUCUCAAAUAAGGAUUUAGCUCAAAAUAAAAUAGUGGUGGUAUCAGACAUAUCUCAUUCACUUGGAACACCGGAUCAGUGGCUAACACUUCAGUGGCUGCCUUCUUUCUUUAAUGUGUAUACCUAAGGCACUCGAUAACUAUUUUGAUUGAUUUUAGAACACAUGAGUACAAGGUUGAAAGAAAAAGAUCAGCUACAUUGUAAUAUGUAAAGACCUUAUAAUUUUAGGAAAAAUGGAGGAAGGAUAGUUCUGUUCUCCAUGCUUGUCUUGGGUACUCUAAUGACCUACCUCUAAGCUUAUGACACUAGAUAUAUGAGACUAGAACCUUAGUGUAGUAAAAAUCAUGCAUUACAGGAAUGAACUAUUUACCUUUAGUGCAAGCAGAUGGAAUGACUAUAAAGGGAAGCACAAGUUAACCUCGCUGAAGUUGACUGUAAAAGGCUUCUGAGCUAAAGUUGGAUUUAAGAAAAUUUAAAAGGAUUAGACUGGGUGAGCUAGUACUAAAGGUGCCUUGGCCAGGAAGCUGCAGAAAAACAGGUGGUUGGGAUAGAAUCAAGGGAAUGUGAAGUAACUGCCUCUAGAGAUAGAAAGUAGUAGAGGAACAAGUGAUUGAAUAAGAGGCUUCAUGUGAGAAGGUUUAGAUCUCGGGAAGGCCUGAAGGUUAAGCCAACUGUCUACUUAAAGGUAGAGCUAGGAGGCUUUCAGAGAGCAACCUGAGCAGGCUAGGAGAGGACUGGUUUGGAUCCAACAUCUAAAAUUAGACAAACCAGGGAGAAAUAGGGAAGGUGUAGGUUUCUGAUAUGUGGAGGAAAAUAUAGCCAAAUUGGAAUGAGUCUUGAAUAUCCAAAGAGAUUUUGUGAAGGGCAGGGUGUGUAUACUGGAACUACUUGAUGAAAACUUUUUAGCCUCAAAAUACUCAUUUUAAAUAACUCUUGUCUGGUUUUGUUUUUCUGACAAUGUUAGGUCUAGUAAACAAAGUGUCUUUUCUUUGAAUAUUUUCUGCAUGUAUAAAUGAAAGAGGAGUUAUUGCUAGCAUUCUGUGAGAUCCAAUCAUCCUCAUACAGUGUAAUUACACUUGGUAUCUUUAAAGUGUGAAAUCAAUCAUCUUGAAAUAGUCACACCAGUCAUAUUGUUGCAGUUUGUGUUUAUACAUAAACAAGUUUCAUUCUUUUGGUCCUAGCUAAAAUACUACAAUCAGUUUAAAAAUGCUAUCCCACAGGAAAAGCAAAAUGUGACCUUAUAGAAACUGUUGUAGUUAAAAAGGAGGGUAACUUGGGAGUUAUGGUCUGGGCUCUCUCUGGUCAGGGAAUUUCAAAGACUGAAUUAAAAGUACUUCGUUCACAAAAGUGUUUAGCAUAAAUCAUGCACAGCUGAUAAUGGAACUGAUAGCCCUGAAAACUUUCCAAAUAGUCAUGGAUACACACCAGCAAACCACCUGAGAUGAUAGUGAUAUUCAAUUUAGUUGCUUCAGUUGUCAGAUUUUAUUUUUUGGCUUGGAGCAUAUGAAUAAUGUAGUUACUGGUUACCUGCUUUGUAGCCAUGAUGUUUGCUGAAUGAUAGUCAUAUCCAGGCCUAGUAUGUCAAAAAAUGCAAGACAUUUAGUAUUACCACCAAUUAGUGAACAAUGAUACCUCCUCUGGGACACUGUAUAGUUCCUGUCAAUGGAAUGAAGAUCAAAGUGGGGAAAUAAAAGCAAAAUUCAUAAGAAAAAGUCCACAAGAAGAUUUCUCACUUCCUACUCUAUCCUUCAAUCUUUAGUAUCAACAUUUUAAUUUCCUACUGAGUAUAUCUCAGUUUAGCUGAGGUAUAAAAUCAGGGAGACAAAGUUCUCAAUUACACUAGAAUUUUAACAUGUUUGCCCAUAGCUCUAAUUUCUAAAGAUUCCUAGUUCUGAGACUUGCUAGAGGAAAUGCCAAACCUGUUAAGUUCUACAAAUCAACACAACAGCACUUCAGUUUCUCAGGGCCAUUAGUUUAUGCCUUAGAAACUGUGUAGUACCUGUAAUGUAGGGUAAUAUCACCAGCUUUUUAAGUCUGAAGAACAAAAGCAAGCAUAUACAGAGAACACUGACGUUAAGAUGACCAAAAACUCAUUUGAGUGCACUCUAUAUUCCAGGAUAUGGAGUUCCUGAAACUCAGUUCAUCAAGUAUUUCCACAGAGAAUGCUAAACAGGUUCACAGUAUAUUUCAUAUUCUAGUAGUUUAUCUUGUAAGAGGCCAGACUUUAUACUUUAAAAUAUAUAGAGAGAACUGCAUGUAUACAAGGUGCUACAAAUGAUAAAACUUAGAAACGCAUUAUAAGCUCUCAUGAAAUCUACAGUAUACUUGUUCUUAACUGUC